Molecule: messenger RNA, 646 nt
Organism: Papilio polytes (common Mormon)
Lineage: Eukaryota; Metazoa; Arthropoda; Insecta; Lepidoptera; Papilionidae
Product: protein app1-like
Exons: 5
Coding region: 146-547 (133 amino acids)
Source: RefSeq, a predicted model, not a curated record
AAUAAUAUAAAAUUGUAUAAAUCAAUAAUGUUUGCAUAACGUAUAACAAAUACAUAUUUUCGUGUAUUUACAUUAUCUGUGCGUAUAUAAACCGAUAGAAGAUGUACACUCUUCAGUGAUACCAACAUUAUCCGACGAAAUCAAGAUGCACGCUAAAGUUCUUCUGAUCCUCUGCUUGGUUGGCUUGGCCCUGAGCACACCAGUGCCCAGUGGUUACGGUCUUAAAAUCGGUGCGGCGUUAAUUGCUGGCCUCGGCGACUGCAGUGAUCCUGGUAACGCGGGAGUACCGAAUGUACCAACAGUACCAAACACUCCAGCUGUACCAAACACUCCAGCUGUACCAAACACUCCAGCUGUACCGGAAACUCCGGCCGUACCAUGCACUCCAAAUGCACCAAAUGCUCCAGCCGACGUCGUACCCAACGCUCCAGCCGAUGUCGUACCCAACGCUCCAGCCCAAGUCGUACCCAACGCUCCAGCCCAAGUCGUACCCAACGCUCCAGCCCAAAUCGUACCUAAUGGUCCAUCCGAAGUCGUACCAUGGUAAACAACAGUACACAAAGAUUCAAGGAUAACACUCAAGAUUUCUUCAUAGUUAAAUGAUUUAAACAAUGUUUUUAAAGUUACGACGUAAUUGAAAAAGUGA